AUGUCAGAUGUGGGAAAAAAUUGGUUUAAAACUGCUGUUGAGCAAGGAUUUAUUAAAUCGUUCGAGUAUAAUUCUUUUAACGAUUUAAAAAUAAUUAGUAAAGGAGGAUUUGGUACUGUAAUUCAAUUGAAGGAGUUGUCAGAGAAGUAUGGAGUAUUUUAUAAUGUUCCACGUUAG
Dentiscutata heterogama is the source of this 177-nucleotide messenger RNA. The record is from the annotation of a GenBank genome assembly. NCBI's taxonomy places the organism in Eukaryota, Fungi, Glomeromycota, Glomeromycetes, Diversisporales, Gigasporaceae.